Molecule: messenger RNA, 2689 nt
Organism: Acyrthosiphon pisum (pea aphid)
Lineage: Eukaryota; Metazoa; Arthropoda; Insecta; Hemiptera; Aphididae
Exons: 3
Coding region: 178-780 (200 amino acids)
Cellular component (GO): extracellular region
Molecular function (GO): chitin binding
Source: RefSeq, a predicted model, not a curated record
CCACGUUAAAGCAGUCUCAUGACCGGUCAUGGGCCUAGCACGAGUGAGCCGUCAACCGGCUUCCUUGUAUGUUCUCGAUAGACAUGCGUACGUUUCUUCUCUCGAUGAAACUUAAUCGUUAAAUGUUCGUUUGAACAAUUUUAUAAAAUUUAAUUUAUCAAAUUUAACAAUUAAACCAUGUAUUUUUCAAAUUUGUUUAAUAUAAUUUUAGUGUACUCUGUGCUCUCAGUCAUCUUCAUACCAAAUAUUGGAGGUUCGGAAGAUGGCAAGAAAUCUAAAAGCGCCAGAGCGUUGGAGACGCGAGACGCCGGAGGAGACGACGAUGCGGACGGUUUGGACCAAAGAGAUAAACUCGAGGACGAUGACGAGGAAACGACUAAAGUACCGCCAGGAUUUCUGAGUCCGUCCGUGAGGGAAUACUUGGAACUAGGAAGGUCGAUUCCAGGCAAGCCAGGCACGGACUACCCGGUACUGGCCGUGGUGCCGUACACAGACUUCUAUUGCGACGACCAACCGUACCCGGGCUUCUUCGCGGACGUGGACACCAGGUGCCAGGCCUGGCACUACUGUGACAUCGACGGACGGCAGGCGUCGUUCUUGUGCCCGAACGGCACGCAGUUCAGCCAGGCCGUGUUCGUGUGCGACUGGUGGUUCAACGUGCGGUGCGACCUUAGCAAGGAGCUGUACCACAUCAACGAGCGACUGUACCGGACCACGCCGCGACCGGACAGGCCGCACAGAGUGCUCACCAAGGAGCUGCUCGACCAGAUAUUCCUCUGAUCGGCCACCAAACGAUUUAUAUACAUAAUAUCAUAAUUGUGUUUAACGCCUAUAUAUAUAGAUACAUAUAAGUACAGGAUUUACGAUUUAUACUUUUUAAAUACGCGAUAUAACAAGAGUCCGCGGUCGUUCGAUUGACAAGUAAACAAAGUGUAUCUGGAAGAUAUAAGAGAAAUUUAAAUGUAAUUCCGUAAAUAAAACUGUCAAAUUUGUCAGAUGCACCUCCCCCCCAUGCUUCAAACUCGGAGCGACGUCUUCUCUUUCCGAAAUACUAUCAUUAUCUCAUUUAAAUAACGUAACGGUUUUUAUAAUAAUUUGUACAAUAAUUUUAACUUAUAUAUAAUUAUCCUCGUAAUUAUCCGACAAUAUCUGAAACUAGAAAAGAUUAGGUAAGCGGUUUAUAUAAAUAAGUGCGUAAACGCUCAAUUUAGUUUUUGCUCCCGCGUAAAAUUUUGAAAUAUAUAUGCUAUAAAUCAAUAGUAAACUUUAGAAAGUGACCAUGGUGCCUGCGGCUUAAUACAGCAACCUGUCAACAAAACGUCCACUGCCACCGCGAACAUAUCAUAUUAAAAUAUCGAUAAUCGACAAGACCUUUGACGCACAUAUUUUCUAGAAAACCACGUACGCCCACAGCGAUAUCAUUUUUACAGUCCGCGACCGUCACACGACUAAAACCGAAUAAAAUUUAAUUUGCACAUAUUUUAAUGUAAAUAUACGCUAUAAUGCUAUAUAAUAGUGAAUUACACACCGCGGCGAGUGACCCCAUAUAUCGUGACGACAACCGCCCACCAAGCGUACGGCGGUUGACAUCCCAGGGGUCCACGCCACUCAUGUCGCCUAUAAUAUAUGUAAUAUCCUAACAUGAUAUUAAAUGUCAGCUAUAGGUUCACGAAAUAUUAUCACAUCGCGACCGAGAUAAUAUAUUUUUGGCAACCGAAAGUUGUGUACCUACAGCUAAAAUAUUAUAAAAUAUAUUAUAUUGCUGCAGGUCUGCAGGAGCCGCUAUUAUAUAAUCCGUCAAUCCCGAGUAUUCCGACACUAUAUUAUAUACACUACAUAAACAAUCCGUUCGCGAUAAUCUUUCCAACCAGGUAUAUUAUAAUAUGAUCGGAAAAAAACUUACGAUCUGCGCGGUUCAUAAAAGAAUAUAGUUAUACGCACGUUAAAGAGAAUAAUCGUUUCAACUACAGACAGUACCUCUACAUGGACACACCACAUUAGUGUUGUAUGUAAAUCGGACGCUCGCGCAUACCGCGUUUGCAUCAUUUGUUGAACAAUAAGACGCGUACCUACUUACGUACAUAUAAUACUAUUGUCUUAAGGUCGCCGCUAGUAAAUAUAUUCGUUUUGUUCGCUACAGAAACCAUGCAUGUGUAAAUAAUACAGCAACUGCAUGUGUAAAUAAUUAUCGUCAUAUUUCAAAGCUAAUAACGAUUUCCAAAAUGAUUGCAUUUAAAUCGUUACAAUAUAAAUCUAUAUUCAUAUUAUACCUACUUAACAUAUUAUAUGGACGUUACACACAUUAUGUGCGCAAUUAUUGUUAUGCGAACAAAGGUCGAUGACUAUAUAUUAUAAUUUAUAACAUGUCAUAUUAUAUAUAUAUUUUUUUUAAUGUCUAUUAUCUAAUAGGCAAAUCGCCUUUCUAGAUAGAUGACAUAUUUUAUCUUUAUACAACUUGUUUUUUUUCCCAUUUUAUAUAUAUUACCUAUAUCAUAUUAUAUUUAUUAUUUAAGUACUAAAUUAAUAAUUUAAACGAGGAAUCCACCGAACACUAUAUUUUAAUAAGAAAUACAAAUAUUUUUGUGAUUAUACAUAGGUAUGUUAUAAACAUAAUAAUAUUAUAUAAUAUAUUUAUUUCAUUAUAGGUAAAACAAUAAUUUAUACAUAUAAAACACAUUGUAUGAAAAAA